Molecule: messenger RNA, 3208 nt
Organism: Salvia splendens (bonfire salvia)
Lineage: Eukaryota; Viridiplantae; Streptophyta; Magnoliopsida; Lamiales; Lamiaceae
Product: protein EIN4
Exons: 3
Coding region: 685-2967 (760 amino acids)
Biological process (GO): phosphorelay signal transduction system; response to ethylene
Cellular component (GO): endoplasmic reticulum membrane; endoplasmic reticulum
Molecular function (GO): ethylene receptor activity; ethylene binding; protein binding
Source: RefSeq, a predicted model, not a curated record
GACCCACCUACGCCCUCAGAUUUCCCCUCUCCUUCUUUCUCUCUCUCUCUCUCUUCAUUUUUUUCACCUGCCAUUUUUGCACCAGCACCGCAAAGCGAAGCAGCGCCGCUCGCAAAUCUCUCUCUAAAUCUUCUCACAGUCCGCGGAAACACUCGCGCGCUCCGCUCUCCCUCUCUCCACGAACCUUCUAUUAUCAAAAUUUGCACGGAUUGUGUGAGAUUGGAGAUGCAAAGAGUUUGAAGAAGCUAGAUUGAAGUUAACGGAUCUCUUCCAGUCGCGAUUAGUUUAUCUCCCGCUGUUACAGACGCGGGAAAUGCAUAUUCACCAGCUCCGGAGGUACUACUGUUUGUAGUUAUGAAGAUUUUGAUGGACGUGCGCUUUUGAAUCUCCGUGGUUGAGUUCUGUGAGGGGAUUUUUCUGUUUGUGUGGUUUAUCGAAGACGUCGAGGUGUUUGGAGGUGCGGUUUGGAUUUUUGCAUUGGUCGAUAAUAUCAAUGCAGUUUUAGAUACGCAGAUUGAGGAACCCAAAUUUGCUGCAUGAAACGGAGGGAUAAGAUCUGAAGGCUAGAGGUUCUGCAUUUUAUCAGAAAAAAGGAAGACCUGGUUGUACUGCGUGUUGUGGCAUUGAAUAAGAUAAGCAGCCUAGCCGGAAGAAAUGGUUUGAAGAUUUGAUUGAUUGGAUGUAAUGUCGAAGGCAUUAGCAUCAUUGCUGUUAAUUCUAUCAUUGUUUCUUUCCAUAUCGGCUGCUGAUAAUGGGUUUCCUCGCUGUAAUUGUGAUGAUGAGGGAUUUUGGAGCGUUGAAACUAUCAUGGAGUGCCAAAGAGUUAGUGAUUUUUUGAUUGCAGUGGCCUACUUCUCCAUCCCUAUUGAGCUGCUUUACUUUGUUAGCUGUUCCAAUAUACCAUUUAAAUGGGUUCUUUUUCAGUUCAUUUCGUUCAUUGUCCUCUGUGGAAUGACUCAUUUGCUAAAUGGCUGGACCUACGGCCCUCAUACAUUUCAGCUGAUGCUUGCUCUCACAAUUUUCAAGUUCCUCACAGCAUUAGUUUCUUUUGCCACUGCUAUAACCCUUAUUACGCUCAUCCCUUUGCUGCUCAAAAUCAAGGUGAGAGAGAUUAUGCUGAGGAAGAAGACUUGGGAUCUUGAUCGAGAGGUUGGAAUAAUAAAGAAGCAGGAAGAAGCUGGAUGGCAUGUUCGGAUGCUGACACAAGAAAUUCGUAAGUCACUGGAUAGGCAUACUAUACUAGAUACCACACUGGUUGAGCUAUCGAAAGCAUUAGAAUUGCAGAACUGUGCUAUUUGGAUGCCAAAUAUGGGUAAAACAGAAAUGAACUUGACUCAUGAACUGAAAGGAAGGAGUUUUGCUAAUUUCACCUCAUCUAUCCCCACCAGUGACCCUGAUGUAAGAGAGGUUAAGGGAAGUGAUGGAGUGAAGAUACUUGACCCUGAGUCGGCCCUUGCUAUGGCAAGCAGUGGAGGAUCUGGUGAGUCAGGAGCUGUGGCUGCAAUCAGGAUGCCAAUGCUGAGAGUUUCCAAUUUCAAAGGUGGUACACCCGAGAUGGCUCCAGCUUGCUAUGCUAUCCUUGUUUUGGUACUCCCAGGUGGCCCAGAUAGAUCUUGGAGCAAUGAGGAACUUGAGAUAGUGGAGGUGGUGGCUGACCAAGUUGCUGUGGCUCUUUCUCAUGCUUCAGUGCUUGAAGAGUCUCAACUUAUGAGAGAAAAGUUAGUGGAACAAAAUCGAGCACUACAACAAGCAAGACAAGAUGCACUUAUGGCAAGUCAAGCUCGGAAUGCAUUUCAGAUGGUCAUGAGUAAUGGGUUAAGAAGACCCAUGCACUCAAUUCUAGGCUUGCUAUCUGUUUUACAGCAUGAUAAGUUAAAUGAUGAACAAAGGCUGCUUGUUGAUACGAUGGUUAAGACUAGUAAUGUUCUUUCUACAUUAAUAACUGAUGUAAUGGAUACUUCAUCUAAGGAUGGCGGAAGGUUCCUUCUAGAGAUGAAGCACUUUCAAUUGCAUUCUUUGGUCAAGGAAGCUGCUUGCCUUUCCAAGUGUCUUUCUUCAUAUAAGGGCUAUGAUUUUGGGACUGAGGUUGAAAGGUCACUGCCAAAUCAUGUCAUAGGUGAUGAGCGAAGAGUUUUUCAGGUCAUUCUGCAUAUGGUUAGCAAUUUACUGAGUGGAAGCAAAGGAGGUGGGCGUUUGACUCUACAAGUAUAUUCAGCCAGUGGAAGUCAAGGAUGGAAUCAGCAAAAAUGGGGCCAGUGGAGAUCGAACUUGUCUGAAGGAUAUAUUUAUACCAGGAUUGAUGUUGGGAUUUGCCAUAAUCAAUCAGAUGAUAUAAUACCAUUUAAUCCGUAUGACGGGAAUAAAUACCAUGUACCAGUUGGGGAAAGUUUGAGCUUUAGUGCAUGCAAAAAAAUAGUACAGUUGAUGCAAGGAGACAUUUGGAUGGUACCGAAUCCUGAGGGUUUUGACCAAAGGAUGGCUCUUGUUUUGCGAUUUCAAGUCCGGUCAUCCAUCAGUGCAGGCAUUUCAGAAUAUGGAGAAACUUCUGAGCAUGUUCAUUCAAAUUCACUUUUCAGAGGUCUGAAAGUCAUCUUAGCUGAUGCAGAUGACGUAAAUAGAGCUGUAACUAGGAAGUUGCUUGAAAAGCUAGGGUGCAUUGUGUCUGCUGUUUCAUCUGGAUUUGAAUGCCUCAGUGCUAUUGGUCCUGCUGCUUCUUCCUGUCAAAUUGUUUUUCUGGAUCUUCACUUGCCUGAUUUAGAUGGCUUUGAAGUCACCAUGAAAAUCCGGAAGUUUCGAAGCCACAGUUGGCCAUUGAUAAUUGCCUUGACCUCAAACGACGAUGGGGAAACAAGGGAUAGAUGUUUGCAGAUUGGAAUGAAUGGUGUUAUUCAAAAACCAGGCACAUUUCAAGAGAUCUCUGAGGAGCUUAAGCGGAGCCUGCUGCAAGCCAAUAGGAUCUUGCCUUGAUGGCGGUAGCGCUUCCUGUCGAGCAACAUUCAUAUCUCUUAUCAGUCAGCAAUUUGCUUAUUUACUAUUAUUAACAAAGAGAAAUGUAUGCUGUAAGUAUCUCCUGGGAUGAGUUGUCCAACAUAGAGAUGUGACAUACACAACAUUGAUAGUCAAAGUGGUAUAGAAAAUUUAGCUUCUUGCACCUUUGAUUUUCAUUUCGCUUUAUAUUAUUCAAUGAACUGUUGCAUUGGUUUAUUAA